AGCCGCGCCUGCGUAAAACCAUCCUCAAUGCGAUGCCGACUCCCCACACACUCUCCCGUUUCCCCUCCCUAGCCACAGACCCCUAAUUAUUCACAAUGUCGUCUGAGACGGUCCAUCUCCUCGUACUCGUUCAUGGCAUGUGGGGUAACCCCAGUCAUCUGAACAGCCUCCGCAAAGAGAUCAAGGAACGCUACAGCCAGCCGGAUUGCCCGAGGGGUCCAGGCGGCGAGCAACUCGAAGUGUUGCUUGCAGAGACAAACCAGGACGAGCAUACAUACGAUGGUGUCGACUGGGGAGGAGAACGUGUGGCUGAGGAGAUCCUUGCAGCCGUCAAGCGGUUGGAAGAUACUGGGAAGAGAGUCACUCGUUUUUCCAUAACAGGUUAUAGUCUCGGAGGGUUAAUCUCCCGCUAUGCUGUCGGCGUUCUUCACCAGCGAGGCUUUUUUGAGACUGUCAUCGCGAUCAACUUCAACACCAUUGCGACCCCACAUAUAGGACUCCCAAGAUAUCGCACCUUCCUGUCCUCCGUCUCUUCUUUCCUGGGGCCAACGCUGCUCUCCCGAACCGGCGAGCAAUUCUGGGCUGUCGAUAAAUGGUCACCCCGAGGUCGACCUCUCCUAGAAGUCAUGGCGGAUCCGGAUCGCGUCUUUUACCAAGCGCUAUGCAAAUUCCAACAUUUGCGCAUAUACGCCAACGCUGUGCACGAUCAGACUGUACCAUACCCCACCGCCGCCAUAGAAGCCGACGAUGUGUUCUACGAACACAUGACUAACGGAAUAGAAAUAGAGCUAGACGAACAAUACGCACCUUUAAUCAAGUCAUAUCAUCUCCCCGAUACGCCACCCCCACCACCCAUCGUCCCGAAACCCUUAACACGAGAAUGGUUCACGAACGUCCGACUACCGUUGCCGCCCGCUCUGCAGUUCAGGUUUCCAUACAACAUCCUCAUCUUCGUCACGCUACCCGUCCUCAUGCCUCUUUUCCUCACGCUCGUCCUCACGCGCCUCACGCUUUCCAUGCGUGCAUCUCGCAAGCGGCUCCGAUUGCUCGAGAAGGAAGAGACUUCCGUCGAUCGCCUGAUGCACAUCAUCGCACGAUUGGAGCGGAACAUGGAGGACACCAUGGCAGAUAUGCUCGACGGGCCUGCUUCCCCGGGGACCCCCCCAGCCGAGGAUGCCCCAUACAAAGCCGCCACCUCUCCACCAAGGGCUGUCCUCGCCACACCCGACGGCGAGAGUUCCGCUCUCGAGAACGGCGAGAGCUCCGCGAAGGCGGGGCGCGUCGACGCCGUGACGGUGUCGCACCCGAGCGGGCGCCCGCCGACGGUGCUCAUGACGGACCUGCAGCUGCGGCUCGUGCGCAUGCUGAACACGUUGCCGCACCUCCAGAAGGAGCUCGCGUUCAUCCACCCCGUCGCGAACGCCCAUGGCCCGAUCAUCUGCCGCGACCCGAAGCGGUUCCCCAGCCACAAGCUCGGCGAGGGCGUCGUGCGCCAUUGGGCGGACCACUUCAUCGUCUGAGGCGCAGAGGGCGCGGCUAGGUAUACGUUUCCGUCUUUCGUCCACUCCCAGGGAACCCUUUGUGUACGUACGUUGGCUUAUUAUUAGACGGACAUUGCUUUUGCUUCGGUCAGCUC
This is a messenger RNA of Rhodofomes roseus, 1636 nucleotides long. RefSeq names its product DUF676-domain-containing protein. The record is from RefSeq and is a predicted model, not a curated record. The coding region runs from base 96 to 1520 and encodes 474 amino acids. NCBI's taxonomy places the organism in Eukaryota, Fungi, Basidiomycota, Agaricomycetes, Polyporales, Fomitopsidaceae. The transcript has 6 exons.